CAUCUUCCUUUUCCAAGCAGCAGACUCCAACUUCCACACUAUUAUGUGCAAUUAAAGACAAAGCUCAAUCGGAAAUAUAAUUUGUUCAAGCUUGUUAUUCAAAAGCACAGUGCAAACUUCAUCCUUCUACCUUGUGGUGCAUUCUUGGUAUGAGAACAGGCACGUGUUCUUGUGAGUUUGCAGAUACGAUCAACGAUAUCUAGGAUUCCUAGGAUCGAGGGACAACCCGUAAAUCCGCACAAGGGACUUAAAAUUAGCAGUUUCAUUGUUGAUGGUACCAUGGAACAGAAUUUUGACAAGCAUAAAGUGGAAGGACAAAACUCUGCACCUAGCUACCAACAAUGAGAUACAUAAGAUCAUGAUUAAGAGCCCAAAAGAAGUGGAUUUUGCUUUAAAACAGGAGGGUGGUCAUUCUCAAUCAAUUAGUGAUCCUGAAAAGGCAAAGGCUCCAUCUAGCUCAGCAGCACAAUGGCCAAGAUUGAAGGAUCCAAGGAUUGUUCGAGUAUCUAGAGCCUUUGGAGGGAAAGACAGGCACAGCAAGGUUUGCACAAUAAGAGGGUUAAGAGACAGACGGGUACGAUUAUCAGUACCAACUGCUAUCCAACUCUAUGAUCUUCAAGAUAGGCUAGGGCUCAGUCAACCAAGCAAGGUUGUUGAUUGGUUGCUGAAUGCUGCUAAGCAUGAAAUUGAUGAACUUCCACCACUGCCAAUUAUUCCUUCAGUGAAUAACUUCACCCUUGGUUAUCCAUCUGCUGUUACUUCUAAUGAAGCUACAAACUCUCACUCUCACUCUCAGCCUAAUGAACAACUUAAUAUAAACAACAGCAUUCACUGGCAAGGUUCAGACCAAAAUUCUUCAUGGAAAUUAAAGCGUAAAGAAGUUUCAGGAGAAAUGAUCAGCACUGACAAGGCAAGUUGGAUAAAUAGAAGUGAAGAGGAUAAGCAAGGAAGCAAUAAUGAAGUGCCCAGCACACACGUUAUGCCAAAUAAUCUCUUACCAAGGGUAAACCAUCCUUCAUUCCUGGGCCUGCUAAAUACUAUGCCACAAGGUUAUCAGUGGGAAGCUUCCGCUAGUGAUGUUUCUCAUCCUCAGUUGGAAAACAAUGGAUUUUCAAACCAAACAGACAUACACAACAUUAACGUUGUACCUUUCCCAACAUCAACAUUGUCUUUAUCAAGAGGGAAUUCUCAAAUUCUGCUAUGUCCUCCAGGAGCGGCACAGUCAUAUUUCCCUUCACAUUUUACAGCAAUGGACAUGGAUCAGAGGCAAAUCAACCACUAUCAGAUGUUGAGUUCAGGUUCUCAAAACCCAUUGGCGAAUUCUCUCAAUCAUUCUUUUAGCUUGGCUAUGAUGUCUCAUAAACCCCUCCAUUCACCCAACAGCAGCAAAAGCCCAUCCCACAAAGACCAAGAUUUCCCUUCCAAGUGAUACACAAAAAUACAAAGUUUAUCUGCUCCUUCUCUCACAAUAUGCAUGGAUCAUGAAGACUGUGAGAAAGCUUCUUCAAUUACAACAUAGACCACGUUACGGCGGGUUUGAAUAAUCGUUUUGUUCUUGAAUGCGUGUUUGGAUUUCCUUCUAUUUCUUUCAGUUAUAGGUAACCCUUAAAUUUUCCCUUUUGUUUUUUGAGCUUAUAUAUUGCAUGAAAUGGUCUUACAUAUGAA
Molecule: messenger RNA, 1665 nt
Organism: Vigna radiata var. radiata (mung bean)
Lineage: Eukaryota; Viridiplantae; Streptophyta; Magnoliopsida; Fabales; Fabaceae
Product: transcription factor TCP17
Exons: 2
Coding region: 272-1429 (385 amino acids)
Cellular component (GO): nucleus
Molecular function (GO): sequence-specific DNA binding; DNA-binding transcription factor activity
Source: RefSeq, a predicted model, not a curated record